Messenger RNA from Raphanus sativus (radish), 1949 nucleotides. RefSeq names its product prolycopene isomerase, chloroplastic. Gene Ontology annotation, biological process: carotenoid metabolic process. The record is from RefSeq and is a predicted model, not a curated record. NCBI's taxonomy places the organism in Eukaryota, Viridiplantae, Streptophyta, Magnoliopsida, Brassicales, Brassicaceae. The transcript is spliced from 10 exons. Gene Ontology annotation, molecular function: oxidoreductase activity. The coding region runs from base 96 to 1859 and encodes 587 amino acids.
UUAAGGCCUCUGUUGAUAAUCUAAACAAGUCUCUCUCUCCAUCACAGAGGAAAUACCAAUGAGCCCGCCAAAUCCACACACAGAGAGACUGACUCAUGAUCCUCUCUCUGUCUCCUCCUCCUAUGGCUGCUAGCUUCUGCGGUUGGACCCUUCAGCCACCGUCUCUCUCUAACUUUAGACGACCACCGGUCAGAUAUCCCUUCAUACGGUCUUCUUCUUCUUCUUCUUCAACCUCUUCCAAUGGCAAUCUUCCCAUCAAGAAAUCUUUCCCUGGGGAGCCUGAAGCAGAUGUUGUGGUAAUUGGAAGUGGGAUAGGAGGAUUGUGCUGUGGUGCAUUGUUAGCUAGAUACAAUCAAGAUGUGCUCGUCCUCGAGAGUCAUGACCUCCCCGGUGGCGCUGCUCACUCCUUUGAGAUCAAAGGUUACAAGUUUGACUCAGGUCCGUCUCUGUUUUCUGGAUUACAAUCACGAGGCCCUCAAGCAAACCCACUUGCUCAAGUUCUAGAUGCUUUAGGUGAAUCACUUCCAUGUGCCAAAUAUGAUUCUUGGAUGGUUUACUUACCAGAGGGAGAUUUCUUAUCACGCAUUGGCCCUACUGAUUUCUUCAAGGAUCUAGAGAAAUAUGCAGGACCUAACGCAGUGCAAGAGUGGGAGAAGCUUCUCGGAGCAAUACUUCCUCUGUCUUCUGCUGCUAUGGCAUUACCACCACUGUCUAUUCGCGGAGAUCUUGGUGUUCUGUCCACAGCUGCUGCUAGAUAUGCUCCUUCCCUCUUGAAAUCUUUCAUCAAAAUGGGUCCUCAAGGAGCUUUAGGAGCCACAAAGCUUCUCCGUCCAUUCUUGGAGAUCGUUGAUUCCUUGGAGUUGAAAGACCCUUUUAUAAGAAACUGGAUUGAUCUUCUGGCCUUCCUUCUCGCUGGCGUCAAAUCUGAUGGCAUUCUUUCAGCAGAAAUGAUCUACAUGUUUGCGGAAUGGUACAAACCAGCCUGCACACUGGAGUAUCCUAUUGAUGGUAGUGGAGCAGUGGUUGAAGCGCUUGUCCGUGGCUUGGAGAAGUUUGGUGGACGUUUGUCUCUCAAAAGCCAUGUGGAGAACAUUGUCAUUGAGAAUGGUAAAGCCGUUGGAGUCAAGCUAAGUAACGGUCAAUUUGUUCGAGCUAGAAAGGCUGUAGUAAGCAACGCAUCGAUGUGGGACACGUUAAAGCUUUUACCUCCAGGAGCUCUCCCAGAUUCAUACGUUACAGGUGUCAACACAACGCCUCAAUGUGAAUCAUUCAUGCAUCUUCACUUGGGAUUCGAUGCAAAGGAACAAGGAAUAGCAGAUGACCUUGAGAUUCAUCAUAUUGUUGUGAAUGAUUGGGAUCGUGGUGUGGAUGCUGACCAGAAUGUGGUUCUGAUCUCAGUCCCUAGCGUUCUUAGCCCCAACCUUGCACCACCGGGGAAACAUGUUCUCCACGCUUACAUGCCUGGAACCGAACCUUAUAGUCUCUGGGAAGGUCUUGACAGGAAAAGUGCUGAGUAUAAGGAUCUCAAAUCACAACGGUCCGAGGUGAUGUGGAAAGCGGUGGAGCGAGCGUUAGGGCCAGGGUUUAAGAGGGAGAAGUGCGAGGUGAGUUUGGUGGGAACGCCACUGACGCAUCAGAGGUUUCUGAGGAGGAAUAGAGGAACAUAUGGACCUGCUAUAGAGGCAGGGAAAGGUACGUUUCCUGGCCAUUCUACUCCCAUUCCGCAGCUCAUGUGUUGUGGUGACUCGACCUUUCCCGGGAUUGGUGUCCCUGCCGUGGCUGCUAGCGGUGCCAUUGUUGCCAAUUCGCUUGUCACAGUUUCUAAGCAUUCAGAGCUUCUUGAUGCCAUAGGCUUGUAGAUAUGUUUGUGUAUGUAUGUUUCUUCUACUAUUCACUUACUUUUCAUGUUUUUCUUUUACUCAUACUUCAAUACAGAAAAUGUUACUUUA